This is a messenger RNA of Fonsecaea erecta, 906 nucleotides long. RefSeq lists its product as hypothetical. Gene Ontology annotation, molecular function: coenzyme A diphosphatase activity; acetyl-CoA hydrolase activity. Lineage: Eukaryota; Fungi; Ascomycota; Eurotiomycetes; Chaetothyriales; Herpotrichiellaceae. Gene Ontology annotation, biological process: coenzyme A catabolic process. The record is from RefSeq and is a predicted model, not a curated record. The transcript is spliced from 2 exons. The coding region runs from base 1 to 906 and encodes 301 amino acids.
AUGCCGCGUCUCUCCCCAAUCUCGGCGAAAGCCAUUGAUCGGUUGAGAUCGUACAAAUCUCCAGAAACAGUAUGGCAGACAAUGCCGCUCACGCGGAAGGCUGCCGUCUUGAUUCUACUUUUCGCAGACCCAAAUGGGGAGCUGAGAGUGGUCAUCACCAUGCGAGCAAGCACCCUAAGCUCAUAUUCCGGCCAAGCUGCCUUACCGGGCGGCAAAGCUGAAGAGGGCGAGACAGCCUUUGAAUGCGCGAGGCGUGAGGCUUCGGAGGAGAUAGGUCUUCCUCGGCGUGCAUCGGCUCUACCACGACCUUUCAAAGUCGAGCAUUUAUGUGAGAUGGCAACGAAUUUAAGCAAGAACGCACUUGUAGUUCGUCCUUGUGUUGCAUUCCUACAUUCUUACGACCCAGAGACUGGGGAAGAUGCCAAUGUGGGAGAAAAGCUACUCCCAAGGCUGGACGCGAGAGAAGUAGCGGCGGUCUUUUCGGCCCCCUUCAGAAACUUCCUGUACAUGGAAGAUCUGCCGGAUCAACCAAAUCUCCCGGGCAAACCAAGUGACUGGUACAAAGGAAGCUGGACAGACUGGCAUCAGAGUCAAUGGCGCAUGCACAAUUUCUUUGUUCCCGUCACCAACCAGAUCGUCUCCAAGCCGAAAAGAAGUGAAGAUCAGAAGGCUGCGGCAAGCCACCUGGACAAAUAUUCUAGGUACCGGGUAUUUGGCAUGACCGCCCGGAUUCUCGUCGACGCCGCUCGUUAUGCCUACGACCAAGAACCCACCUUCGAGCACAAUUCUCACUUUGGAGACGAAGACAUGAUUGUCCGCUUAAGAAAAAUUGGCUUUUUGGGUGAAAUCAGAAACCGGGACGAUGAGUUGUCCAAGGAAGACCUGGUCAAAGCUGCAAACCUCUGA